AUGCCCCCUCGGACCAAACAAACCUGCAAGAAGUCGACUGGUGGUGAUGCGCCUCGUGUCACCCUCAACCUACCUGGUGCCGUUUCGACCGUUUCAAGGGUAGAAGUGGGGACUGUGAGGAUCGAGGAGGAGGAGAGAAUGGAUCAUAACAAUUUCUGUCUCGUCUGUCGUGAUGGAUCAGUGGACGAGCACUACUUGUAUAUGUGCGACUCCUGUCCACGCACUAUGUGCUCCCACUGCUUGCAGAUCACGCCAUGUCACCAGGACAUUAUUUCUGAAGUCGGCGUCAAAUUCAUGUGCAUUUCAUGCCAUGUCCUGGCGCAAUAUCAUGGCCGCCGCCACAAGAGUCCUUACUUCGGAUUUUACCGCGAUGGGAAGCCCGUUUUCGACACCUUCCUUCAGAUCUGCGGGGCGCUCGAGUUGUCUCACCAAGCACAGGUUUUGGCCGAAACUGUGCUGUUCAUCCAUCUCAACCUCAUCGACAACGACGCGACGAACUGGACCCAACAGCUGAUCAAGACGAACAGGAAGAGGAGGAACAUGGAUUACCUGAACUCAUUUUGGACGAUGAAGGCUAUGCCCAACUUCCUUCUUGCGAUGGUGUCAGACUCAAGAAUCAACAAGAACUCAAGUUUUCACAGGCAGUAUUCAGUUCCAGAUAAUCUUCUCAUCUGUGACCCCUCUCACAUGAGAUCAAAGGAUAUCAGUGUCAUCUGGAGCUAUUGGGAGAGUCGGAGCGCGGCAAACAAGAGGCUUGUCUCCUUUAUCAAGGCAAGACCAUCGGACAUGAGACGCAGUAAAAGGGACAAAGCAAGUUCUAGGAAGGUGAAACCAUAUGACGAAGUUACCUCUGAAGAAGAACAGCAUAGUCUGGCUGAACUGGGUGCUACUUUAGCUGUAGCAUCGCCAGCUAAGGUUUCACUUGACCGUCAUUUUGAAUUUUUAGAUGCUCUCAGCACUGAUAGCUCUUACCUGGAGCUCGUAGACGCAGUCAAGGAUCUGGCUAACAUGACGGAAAAAAUUCCGACACCACAAGAGGAGCUUGACUUACCUCCAUGGGUUGAUUGGCAUUGUGGAGAGUCUUACCUUCCUGAGGAUCUGCACGGGUCACAGGACAUGGUGAUGGUCAGCUUGGAGCUAUUGACAAAAGCCCCAAUCAGGUCUUCGGACUCAGCUGCCCUAGUGGUCUUGGGCCUAGGUUUGAUUUUGAGAGACUGCAAACGAGUCAUAGAGUAUGAAGAAGACGAGGCCCUACCUGGUACCCCCUCCUACUUGGCCAGUUCAAUCAUGGACCUCCAAUGUAUGAUUAAGGUGGACAGAGCAAUCAGUGAUGCUGCAAGCUCCAUUGUAGGCCUCAUUGAGUUGGCGAUGAAGGCUACAUCAGGUAACUUGUAUGACAGUAAUCAGGGGGAAAUGGGGGGAGUUGGUGGUGAGGACAAGGACCAGGACCAGGAAGAGGAUAAGGACGAGGAUGAGGAAGAGGAAGAGGAUAAGGACGAGGACGAGGAAGAGAAGGAGAAGGAUCAGGACCAGGAUGAUGAGCAGGAGGAGGUGACAGGAGAUUUGGAUGUGCAGAUGCAGGAGGUGGAGAAGGACGACGAGGGAGGCAAAUCCAAAGGGAAGAAAAGGGUGAGAAACCAGACUUCCUCAGUGAAGACUAAGAAGGCCAGGUUUGAAGAGGAACCAAUUCGUCGGUCCACCAGAUCUAGGCAACCCUCUAGGAAGAAUAUUCUUUAG
Suillus fuscotomentosus is the source of this 1737-nucleotide messenger RNA. RefSeq lists its product as uncharacterized. Bases 1 to 1737 code for a protein of 578 amino acids. Lineage: Eukaryota; Fungi; Basidiomycota; Agaricomycetes; Boletales; Suillaceae. The record is from RefSeq and is a predicted model, not a curated record. The transcript has 7 exons.